AUGAAACCUUUCAUAUUGAGAGCAGGAUUUUUAGCUGAUAUGAACUUUGAAACCUUUAGCUCGAUCAUCAAAAUAACUGAAAAUACUAAAGAAUCUGGUUUCAGAAGUACGCUUUUCAUCGAGGAUAUAUUUCAAGUAAUAGUUUCAUUAAUGAUGAUGUAUGUUUACCCCUUCAUGAUCUGGAAAUACGAUAGAAUUGUUAUGACUGUCGUUCAUAUGAAAAGAGUCCUUGAGAACAAUGAUAAACUUGGACAAGCCAUGGUUAAAAAGUCUUACGAGAAAUCGAAUCGUUUCAGUUUGUUUAUAACUAUGUUAUUCAUCCCAAUUACUGUAACCUUUGCAAUUGCACCAUUGGUUAUUCCAAUUUUAUCGACACAAUUUUUACCAGGAAAUCAAACGUUUCAAAAAGCUCUACCGCUUCAUGAGGAAUUUUUUGUUGACGAGGAAAAAUACUUUUAUUAUUUGUUUGCAUUGCAGUUCCUAACUAUUAUGAUAUAUUGUACCAUAAUAGAAGGGCUAAACACUCUUUUGUAUUCAGGCGUAGGAUUUAUCGUCGGUGAACUUCAAUACUUACAAUAUUAUUUGGAAAAAACCGACUCUUGCUACAACGACAUGGUAUCUGAAUGUAAGGAUAUCGCUUACAACUUCCUUACCAAGAGUCUUGUGUAUUUUAUCGAGCAACAUCAAAAAUGUAUCAAGCUAUACGAAAUUUUAUACCUCUUAACCGAAUCAAUCAUGUUCGUGUCAAUGCUGGGUUGCUCUACUAGCCUCAUCAUAGCCUGUUCUGGGAUGGUAAUUUUUAUGGACUCAGACGUGUCAAUGGCUCUAAAAAUGUUGGUUUUGUGCAUCGCCACUUUGUCGGUAAUCCUAUUCAUAUGUAUCCCUGGUCAAUUUUUGAGUGAUGCUGGCGAUGAGCUCUUUACUAAAUGUUAUUGUGUCGAUUGGCACGGAUACCCGCCAAAAGCUCGAAUAUUGUUGGUCUUAAUACUAUUAAGAACUAUGAAACCUUUGCAAUUGAAAGCAGGAUUUUUAGCCGUUUUGAGCUUCGAAACCUUCAGCUCCGUAUUAAAAAAGUCAAUGUCAUUCGUAACAGCUUUUCGAUCGAUAUAUGCUACGCUUUGA
Molecule: messenger RNA, 1122 nt
Organism: Trichogramma pretiosum
Lineage: Eukaryota; Metazoa; Arthropoda; Insecta; Hymenoptera; Trichogrammatidae
Exons: 9
Coding region: 1-1122 (373 amino acids)
Biological process (GO): detection of chemical stimulus involved in sensory perception of smell; sensory perception of smell
Cellular component (GO): plasma membrane
Molecular function (GO): olfactory receptor activity; odorant binding
Source: RefSeq, a predicted model, not a curated record